This is a messenger RNA of Arachis duranensis, 1102 nucleotides long. RefSeq names its product cyclin-dependent kinase inhibitor 3. The transcript is spliced from 3 exons. Gene Ontology annotation, molecular function: cyclin-dependent protein serine/threonine kinase inhibitor activity. Gene Ontology annotation, biological process: negative regulation of cyclin-dependent protein serine/threonine kinase activity. Lineage: Eukaryota; Viridiplantae; Streptophyta; Magnoliopsida; Fabales; Fabaceae. The coding region runs from base 144 to 800 and encodes 218 amino acids. Gene Ontology annotation, cellular component: nucleus. The record is from RefSeq and is a predicted model, not a curated record.
AAAAACUCCAAUCUUUCCCCCCACUUUUCUCAGGUGUACAAUCUCUCUCUCUAUCUCUCUCACAAAACUCGACAUUUUUUUAAUUUUGGUACCAAAUUCUUCAAAAUCCCCAAAUUUUCAUACCCGAACAAAACCUGAACCAAAUGGGGAAGUACAUGAAGAAAUCGAAGAUGGGAGGCGAAGUUGCAGUCAUGGAGGUGUCAUCAUCUUCUUCUGCUCCUUCUCCAAUGGGAGUUCGCACACGAGCCAAAACCCUCGCGCUUCAGAAAUCUCCUCCUUCUCCGCCGCCGUCUUCCGCAGCUGCUCCGUCGUUCGACUACAUUCAGUUACGAAGCCGCCGUCUCCAGAAGGUUCUUGUCCGCCCUAAGAACCAGCCGCCGGCCAAGCAGUCCGGCUUUUGCGGCGGCGCGGCGGGAGUCACCUCUCGGAUGCUGACCGAGCAGAAGAGGAUUUCCAUUGACGCUGAGGAGAACGCUGAGUUUUCGUUUGGGGAAAACACUUUGGAAGCUGAAGCAAGAGAUAGGAGCACAAGGGAAAGCACACCAUGCAGUUUAAUAAGGGAUUCAAAUGCCAUUGAGACACCUGGUUCAACCACAAGGCAAAGGACAUCAUCAACUUUCACAAGCCCAAUGAUCCUUGAACACAUUCAAAGAAAUAUUCCAACUACUUAUGAGAUGGAGGAGUUCUUUGCUUGUGCAGAGAAGCAGCAACAAAAAAUAUUUAUGGACAAGUACAAUUAUGACAUUGUCAAUGAUGUACCUCUCUCAGGACGGUAUGAAUGGGUCCAAGUACAUCACUAGCCUCAAGCUUUCAUAGUCAUAUGGGGUUCUGUGGCCUUCAACUUCAAUUGAUUUCAAGAACUUAUUAUGACUUGUAAUUUAACAACUAGUUAGUAGCUUUUAACUAACCAAUUAGGAUUUACUUGAUGCUCUUUUACAACAAGAAAAAAGGGUUAGUAACGUGUCUAGUGUUUUUGUAUUUGGGGGAAGUGGGGUAUAUCUAGUUGGUAGUUGCUAGGUUAGCUUUUAUGUAAUUUCAUUAUGUCUGUAAUUUGGUAGUUAUGGACCAUCAUGUGGAGAAUUAAUGUAGAGUACUUAUCCUU